CUUGCAGGAAGCCAGAGCGAAAAGAGGAGCCGCCUUCGGGAGUGUAGCUGCCAUGUGGACAGCCUGCAUUCCUGCCGUGACUUGUGGGUGUGGGUAGCUCUUUGCUUCCCUUCUGGCCACGGAGGUGCUUCUCGCCGAGCCAGAAAAGCAAUCUGCCCGUCUUCCUGCUGGCCUCGGCCCAGGCCUUCCUUCAUGCUCAGCAGCAGCCGUCUGCUCUGCCAUGCUGAAGCAGAUCCUGUCCGACAUGUACGUGGAUCCAGAGCUCCUGGCAGAACUCAGCGAGGAGCAGAAGCAGAUCUUGUUCUUCAAGAUGAGGCAGGAGCAGAUCAGGAGGUGGAAGGACAGAGAAGCUGCAGCUACUCUAGAGGAAGCGUCACGGAAAGAGAGGAGAGCCCACGAAAGAUCUGUGCAGUGGAAGCUUGGAGCCGAUGGUGAUGUCUGGGUGUGGGUGAUGGGAGAGCACUCACUGGACAAGCCGUAUCACCUGCUCUGUGGUGAGCUUAUUGCAAAGAGAGAAAAGAGGCAGUUGCUUCAGGAGGCAGAGGCACUAAGGGGUUCGAGCGAAGCCCGUGCCGAGCCUUCUGCGGCAUCACCGCUGCGUUUGACACCAGCCGCCAGACCAGGCAUGGAGGGACCGAGUGGGGCGCAGGAAGGGGCGAUAGAAGCACCAGCUGCAGAAAGGGCCUCGGAUCAAGAAGGCCUCCAGACGGCCGUUCGUAAGUCAAGGGGUGUAGAGGAGAUGUUGGCAGAUUCCAUCAGUCAGUCAUGGAAGUACUACUUUCAGCAGCAGAGGAAAGAAACACAGACGAGGACCACCAUGAAGGAGCACCAGGCCCUAAAUCCUGUCGACGACAAGUCAGUGCAGAAUGCAGAUAAGGAAGAUGCUGUUUGGCAGGAAUCUUUGAAGCGAUCCAAAGCAGCUGAUGAAAGGCGCCGUUCCCUUGCCAAACAGGCAAGGGAUGACUAUAAGAGGCUCUCGUUGCAAGGCAAACACAAAGGAAGAGCGACAGAUGUUUCUGGGCCCUUCAAGACGGGGGAGCAGAGGCGGCCACUCCCUCCUCCUCCACCUUUGCCACCAAAGCCCAAGAACCUUGCUUCCAGAUUAGCCAAUGGAUCGCCAGCCAGAAAGCAGGGGUUUCAAAGGAGCGCUUCCGGUUCCACUCAGGAGAGUAUAAUUCAGUGGUUCAAGGAAGAACAGCUCCCUCUCCGAGCAGGCUUUGAAAAGGCAACAGACAGCGUCGCCCCUUGGUUCCAUGGCAUUUUGACAACAAAGAAUGCUGAAGACCUAUUAAGCAAUUCAGCGCCUGGGACCUUUUUGAUCCGGGUCAGUGAGAAGAUCCAAGGCUACGUCCUUUCCUAUCGCUCAGCUGAGGGCUACAAACACUUCUUGAUCGACGCUUCCGGGGAGUCCUGUAGCUUCCUGGGUGUGGAUCGGUUGCAGCACUCCAGGCUGGCCGACCUGGUGGAGUACCACAAGGAUGAGGCCAUCACAUCUUUGGGAAAGGAGCUUCUGCUUUACCCCUGUGGCCAGCAGGGUCAGGAGCCCGACUACCUUGACCUCUUUGAAUGAAGCCUGCAGUUUCGACCCUCUGCUUAUGGAGGAAUGUUCCUCGAUGCAGGUGUUUCUGACUGGAACAAACUACGAGAACACCUUUCAGUUAUUGCAAUGGCCUCUCAAAGCGCAAGCCCACUUGACGGCCGGGGAAUGAAAGGCUGGUGGCUCUUGUAUACUGACUGUAUCCGCUGUAGGACGAAAAGCACCCUGGGAGAUGAAGAAACAGGACAGAAACUCAUAGAAGCAUAAAGAAAAAGGCAGAAGAAUAAGCCCCUUGCGCGAGAUAACUGGAGUGUUAAACUUCCCAUCAUUGUUCCGUCUGAACCUGCUGCCAUGCAUCGUUUAAAGGAAGUGACAUUGUACAUCUCCAAAAUCCAGUUUCCAUUAUUUCCUGUAAAAUACUUGAAAGUGUUGUAGGCUUGGUGAAAAACGCAUGGAGAAAUAGGUAGAGCUGUUUUUGAAAUCGCAAGAUGGUGAGCGCCGCCUGUUCCCAGGUGCCGGCGGGGGGCAGGGGUGUCACCAAGACCUUUCAACGACGGGGAGGCUUUUUUGCUUGGAGCUGUCAGGGUUCAGGUCUUCCAACAGGGCCAACUCGCAGCUGAGUGAAUAAUACGCUGCUGGAUCAAGAAGGAAAACCUCAGCCUUCCAUAACAAGGCACUGCGGCCAGACAGGUGUCCAAGACCAGUUGCCUUUUACUUGACUCAGGUAGCCCCUGGGCUUCCUUGUAUUUAAUCAUCAGUAUUACACAUGUACACACGUGCUGUCAAGUUGCAACUGACUUUUGGCAACCCUAACAAAGGGCUUUCAAAGCAAGUGAGAAGGAGAAGUGGUCCGCUCUUGCCUUCCUCCGCAGAGUCUUCUUUGGAGGCCCCCCAUCCAAGGACCAAUCCUGAUUAACUUCCGAGAUCUGAUGAGAUCGGGCUAUGCCAUGCCACCUCCCACCCCCACUUCCUUCCACUUGGAGAAAAAUGGACUGUGUUUUUUUGUGAGUCUAUAUUUAACUGCUUCUUCGUUUUAAGACUGCAACUUGAUCUGCCUGUUCCCCCAAAGCUCAAAAUCCUAAAGAUGAGGAAAUGUUGGAAGGCUGUCAAUUGCACAAUAAUGUAACAUGAGAGUGGCACAGAAAGGGAUUAUUGAUGUGUGUGGCUCCAAAACUACUCUGUUUUGGAAGGUGGUUGAGUUGUUAUUGGUGUGAGACAACAUCACACCAUGUUUCUCAGCUCAGCCUUCUGGGGACAAUGCAAGUGCCUGGCAGUGAAAUGUGGCUUGGCAGACCCCAAAGUGAAGUCAAGCUGCUCUAGGAUUCAGAGGAAACUCUAUAGUAAAGCAUCACCUUCCAGUUGCACCCAAGAAAUGCUGUCACACUGUUAAGGUGGCAGCAAUCUUUUCUCCAUUGUCUCCCCACUAUUGGGGAAUUGCUGGUAGGACAUCCUGCUAUAACAUGGGACCUGGUGACCUCUCUCGUGCAGGGCAGGCUCACUCAGAGGUACGCCCCAGUCACUUCAAUAAUUUUCUAGUUUUAUCAAAAAUGUUUUGCAUGUGCACUAUGUAAGGGAAAAAACCAGAAAUGAGUUUUUUAUUAGGCAGGACACAGAUUGAGCUACCAGCCUGGUCUGGCCCGGAGUUCUCCUGGAGUUGCAGCUGAUCUCCAUAGGAUUGCAGCCAGCUUCCCUGGGGGAAAUGGUAGCCUUAGCAGGCAUGGACCCUGCAGUGCCACAUUCACGCCCACUGAGCUCCUUGCCCGGACCCCACCCUCCCCAGGGCAAAUAUUUCCUUCCUGAAGGCUGGUUCUGCCCAUAUCCCCAUAACUGUAUCGUGAGUUCCAGAGUCUGCCAUGUCUGGGCAGAUUCAGCAUUCAGAGGGGAUGUCAGAGGCUGGACGUGCUUUGUGUGCCAAGGACACAGUUCCGUUUCCUCCACUAGAAGAAACUGGAGUUGCUGAACUCUGGGUCAAACAGGGGCAGGAUUGACCCUGAACCCAAAGGUAUCCUUGAGUGUGCCCGUUUUCUUGGUAAUCAUUCAUAUGGAGGGGGGGGGGAUAUUGGAACAGUGCUACAGAAAUAUCUGGUCCCAGUGACAAAAUGGUAUGCUGAUGAUGGAGGGGGGAUGCCACAUGCUUAAGAGCGCUCUUCCAGAGAACCUGCAGAUAGAAAACUAACACAGGGAUUAGGUAUCUAUAAGCAAGUGGGGGGGGGGGUUGUGGGGGAGCCUUCAGGUUGCAAUUCUAGCAGCUCAUUCCUUGGUUCCCUUUAUCUUAGAAUCCUUAUGAAAGGAUAUUGUAUCAGUGUAAAGAUCUUACAGCCUGUAAACUUGACCCAAUGGCCGUUUUCACGUGUCUUACCUGCUGCAGGAACAUAGCGCAAAACACCCGGAAUACGGCGUCUUCUCACAUGAAAUCGCACCAGGAAGACGCUGUCACCCAGGAGUUUCGUGCGAAAUUGUGUCUUCCUGGCACGAUUUCACACAAGAAGACGCCGUCUUCCAGGUGUUUUGCACGAUGUUCUGGCAGCAGGUAAUACAUGUGAAAAUGGCGAGUGUUGAGUUUGUCUAUGCUAAGGAGGCAAGCCAGAGAACUGCCCUGCCUCUUUAACCACAGUGCAGCUGAGGCUGGGGCCCUGCUCUCCCCCUCGAUUGUCCAUAUGGAGCUGCAUGAUGUCCAAUCAGACUAUUAGUCCUUCUCAGGGCUUUUUUUCUGGGGAAAGAGGUGGUGGAACUCAGUGGGUUGCCCUUGGAGA
Molecule: messenger RNA, 4290 nt
Organism: Eublepharis macularius
Lineage: Eukaryota; Metazoa; Chordata; Lepidosauria; Squamata; Eublepharidae
Gene: SH2D4A
Product: SH2 domain containing 4A
Exons: 9
Coding region: 221-1570 (449 amino acids)
Cellular component (GO): cytoplasm
Molecular function (GO): phosphatase binding
Source: RefSeq, a predicted model, not a curated record